This is a messenger RNA of Megalops cyprinoides (Indo-Pacific tarpon), 2710 nucleotides long. RefSeq names its product neurogenic locus notch homolog protein 1. Gene Ontology annotation, molecular function: calcium ion binding. Bases 1 to 2268 code for a protein of 755 amino acids. The record is from RefSeq and is a predicted model, not a curated record. The transcript is spliced from 21 exons. NCBI's taxonomy places the organism in Eukaryota, Metazoa, Chordata, Actinopteri, Elopiformes, Megalopidae.
AUGGAUCGGUCUCCUUCCCCCACUACAGGGGCCCCAGGCCCUGCCCUAGAGCUGACCCCUGCAUGCCCAAAGGGCCAGGUGCCCCUGGGGGGUAGCGAAGGUUGCGGCUGUCCUGGAGAGCUGGUAAAACAGGGGGAGAGCUGUGCCUGUCCUGCAGGGUUCAGACAGCAGGGGGCAGCAGAGUGCCAGGAUGUGGAUGAGUGUGCGGGGGAGGCCCCGGGCCCCUGUGGGCUCCAUGCCAACUGUACAAACACGCAGGGCUCCUACACGUGCAGCUGUCACCGUGGUUACCUGAAGGGGCUGGAGGGUUGCCAGGAUGUGGAUGAAUGCGCUCUGGCUGAGGUGACUGGCCUGCAGGCUUGUCGGGGCGGGGCCAAGUGCAGGAACUCUCCCGGGUCUUUCUCUUGCUCCUGUGCGGUGGGGUACGUCCUGGCUCUGGACGGACACACCUGUGUCGAUGUGGACGAGUGCACUUUCGAGGAGCAGUGCCGCAGAGAGUUUGGGAACGUUUGCAUCAACACCCCGGGGAGCUACCUCUGUCAGUGUCAGCCGGGGUUCAGAGCAGAGACUCCGGCGUGUGUGGGUCCUGUGUGUCCAGCAUACAGAGUGUGUCAAGAUGUAGAUGAGUGCAAGGAAAGCCCGGAUGUGUGCGCUGGUCAGGGCAUCUGUGAGAACACCCUGGGGAGCUACAGGUGUGUGUGCCAACUGGGGUACAGGGGCAACGGCACUCACUGCGAAGAUGAGAAUGAGUGCGCUUCAGGUCGUCACGGCUGUGACAGUAACGCCCGCUGUGGCAACAUCAUCGGCUCCUACUUCUGCCAGUGUUACCAGGGUUUCAACGGGGACGGUUACUCGUGCUUCGAUGUGGACGAAUGCGCCGUGAACAAUGGGAACUGCCAGCACAACUGUAGUAACAAGGCUGGUGGUUACCAAUGCCAUUGUCUGCCUGGGUAUGAGCUCACUCCGGAUGGGCAUAAUUGCACAGAUGUGAACGAGUGUGUGGCUCUGAACAAGACGUGUGAUCAGGUCUGCACGAACACGGCCGGCUCCUUCCUCUGCUCCUGCCUACCUGGGUACCAGCUGCACAUCGAUGGCCAGAGCUGUGUGGAUAUUGACGAGUGUAAGCUUCAGAAAGGGGGCUGUUCCCAUGAGUGCACCAACACCCUCGGGGGGCACACCUGUCACUGUCCUGAACCACUGCUUCUCGACCUGGACAACACCACCUGCGUCAAUGUGACGUCGUGUGACCUCAGGAAUGGUGGCUGUGCGCACGUCUGCACCGUACGCUCAGAGGGGCGUGUCCACUGCAGCUGCAAGGCAGGCUGGGAGCUGGCGGGGGACCAGAGGAGCUGUCUGGAUGUGGACGAGUGCGGCAACUUCAAUGGUGGCUGUGAGCAGGUGUGUGUGAACCACCCUGGGGCCUUCAACUGCAGCUGCCGGGAGGGGUACGAGCCCCGCACCGACGACCCGACCAGGUGCCAGCCUGUGUGCGACCCCCCCUGUCAGAACUACGGGGUCUGUGUGGGCCCCAAUUCCUGUGACUGCCCUGCUGGCUACCCCGGACCCGGCUGCUCAGCCAUGUGCUCCCCACCAUGUGCCCAUGGAGGCACCUGUAUGCGCUGGAACAUGUGUCUGUGUCCCCCUGGCUGGACUGGGCCCGGAUGUCACACAGCGGUGUGUGAGCUUCCCUGUGCAAAUGGCGGCCGCUGUGUGGGCCCAGACACCUGCCAGUGCCCCUCUGACUACACCGGACCUCAGUGCCUCACCCCCCUCUGCACUCCGCCCUGUCAGAAUGGAGGGAGAUGUGUUGAUGUCAACAAGUGCACCUGCAGUGGAGGAUGGCAGGGUGCCCGGUGUCAGAUAGAGCCAGUUCAGUGCCAGACAGCAUGUAAGAAUGGUGGAGUGUGUGUGGGACUCAACAGGUGUCGCUGCACCAGUGGAUUCACAGGAGACCUGUGUGAGACAGCGGUGACGACACCCUGUGUGCCACCUUGCCAGCACGGUGCCACCUGCAGCCCGCACAACAAGUGCACCUGUCCUGAGGGCACCGCUGGCCUGCGCUGUGAAAAGCUGACAUGUCCAGUGGUUACCACUGUGGUCAGUAUGGCUCGGGCAGUGCGCAAGGGAGUGAGAGAGAGUUACGUGGACCGCUGUGGACCCCUGGGAGUCCAGCUCUGCACCAAGUACAGGAUCAACCAGGCACGUGUGUACCUGCAGGCCUACCGGGUAGGAUACAAAAUCCAGUGCCCUGAGAAGAAAGGGAGAUGAGAUCACCCCCCCCACACACACACACACACACACACACACACACACACACACACACACACACACACCCACUACAGAAAACUGCACUGUGAUUGAGCAACCCACAGUGUUGACCUCCGUGUGAUCCUUGUGAAACAAGACUUCACCCAACUGAGCUGAGUUAGGCUCAAGGAUACAGAGGAAUACCACAGCGAGAACAGGAGCAAACCGCAUUCUGUUCCAGAAGGGACAACUCGUUUGCAAUGUCAAACCUGGACAACCAACGACUUUCUUCAUUUAACGCAGUGGAUGAAAAAUUAACCUCUCCACAUGACCCAGUGCAUUUGUCAAUGAGAAACACUGAAGUACUGUAAUCAUGUGAAGUGCAUUUUGCAUGUCCCUACAUUGCCUGGACUAUGAGUUGCAAUUCUACAGUUCUAUACCACAAUUCGUAUAUAGUUCAUUA